GAGUCUGGCCACCCGCAAAGCACAAACACUAGUCUCACGUGACCCACGCCGCGUCCGCGUGACCAGCGUCGCACCCGGUGGGCGUCACGUGACGGACUGAGCUUUCCGCCAAUCGUUGCGUUCGUUGUGGAGAUUCCACCCAGGACCCGGCCCGGAACUUAAAAUACCACAGUCUCUCAACAGCCCAAGGGGCCAGCUACCCGCUUCCAGCUUGGCGGCGGUGUCUUCCAAGGGUCCUCUUCUACAGGGGCGUCGGGAAGCCCAGGCCUAAAGCACGCUCAGUCCCGGAAGUGACGUCUCCCAGAGGGGCCGGAAGUGGCAGUGGAGGGAGGGAAGAUGGCGGAGGUGGUGAGUCCGGUGCCCGGGGCGGGGCGGAGGGAGCCAGGGGAGGUGGGUAGAGCCCGAGGCCCCCCAGUAGCCGACACUGGCGCCGCGCUGUCUCCCCAGGGGGAGAUAAUCGAAGGCUGCCGCCUGCCGGUGCUACGGCGGAACCAGGACAACGAAGAUGAGUGGCCCCUGGCCGAGAUCCUGAGCGUGAAGGACAUCAGUGGUCGGAAGCUUUUCUAUGUCCAUUACAUUGACUUCAACAAACGCCUGGAUGAAUGGGUGACCCACGAACGGCUGGACCUGAAGAAGAUCCAGUUCCCUAAGAAAGAGGCUAAGACCCCCACCAAGAACGGACUUCCUGGGUCCCGCCCCGGCUCUCCAGAGAGAGAGGUGCCGGCCUCCACCCAGGCCAGCGGGAAGACCUUGCCAAUCCCGGUCCAGAUCACACUCCGCUUCAACCUGCCCAAGGAGCGGGAGGCCAUUCCCGGUGGCGAGCCCGACCAGCCGCUCUCCUCCAGCUCCUGCCUGCAGCCCAACCACCGCUCAACGAAACGGAAGGUGGAGGUGGUUUCACCAGCAACUCCAGUGCCCAGCGAGACAGCCCCAGCCUCAGUUUUUCCCCAGAAUGGGUCAGCCCGUAGGGCAGUGGCAGCUCAGCCAGGACGGAAGCGAAAAUCGAAUUGCUUGGGCACUGAUGAGGACUCCCAGGACAGCUCAGAUGGGAUACCAUCAGCUCCACGCAUGACUGGGAGCCUGGUGUCUGACCGGAGCCACGACGACAUUGUUACCCGGAUGAAGAACAUUGAGUGCAUCGAGCUGGGCCGGCACCGCCUCAAGCCGUGGUACUUCUCCCCGUACCCACAGGAGCUCACCACGUUGCCCGUCCUCUAUCUCUGCGAGUUCUGCCUCAAGUAUGGCCGCAGCCUCAAGUGUCUGCAGCGUCACUUGACGAAGUGUGAUCUGCGACAUCCUCCAGGCAAUGAGAUUUACCGCAAGGGCACCAUAUCCUUCUUUGAGAUCGAUGGACGUAAGAACAAGAGUUACUCCCAGAACCUAUGUCUUCUGGCCAAGUGUUUCCUCGACCACAAGACGUUGUACUAUGACACGGACCCCUUCCUCUUCUACGUCAUGACGGAGUAUGACUGCAAAGGCUUCCACAUCGUGGGCUACUUCUCUAAGGAAAAGGAGUCCACGGAAGACUAUAACGUGGCCUGCAUCUUAACUCUGCCGCCCUACCAGCGCCGCGGCUACGGCAAGCUGCUGAUCGAAUUCAGCUAUGAACUCUCCAAAGUGGAAGGGAAAACGGGGACCCCAGAGAAGCCCCUCUCGGACCUUGGCCUCCUGUCCUACCGCAGCUACUGGUCCCAGACCAUCCUGGAGAUCCUGAUGGGGCUGAAGUCAGACAGCGGGGAGAGGCCGCAGAUCACCAUCAACGAGAUCAGUGAAAUCACAAGCAUCAAGAAGGAGGAUGUCAUCUCUACCCUACAGUACCUCAACCUCAUCAACUACUACAAGGGCCAGUAUAUCCUCACACUGUCAGAGGACAUCGUGGAUGGGCACGAGCGGGCCAUGCUCAAGCGGCUCCUCCGCAUUGACUCCAAGUGUCUGCACUUCACUCCCAAGGACUGGAGCAAGAGGGGGAAGUGGUGACCAGGCACUGCCCAUACUAGUGCCAACAAAGCGGGCAAAUGGGGGCCGACAUCCCAUCCAGCUCCCAACAGGCCCCUAAGAGGGACACCAAGGGAGACGGACCAGGCUGAGGACAGUUCCACAAGGAGAGGACGAGCCUGGUAGGGGCUGGCUGGUGCCCAGCACCAGAGUGAGCUCAGGGCUCAGGUCAACUCUAAAGUCAGCUGGCCGCAGGCCCAGGCCUGCUGUGAACCAGGGACUAGAGGGAGCCAGGCAGCUGUGUACAGUGAGAUGGGGGUGGGGGCACUCUGAACAGAGAGCCGGCAGCUGUAAAAAUUUCUUUUGUAAAGUAGGAGUUGGGGGUGGGGUGGGUACUGGCUGCAGAAUUCUGGCCUCUCUUACCCCCACCAGCCCCUGUUCCCUGCCCCCACCAAUAAAUUGUUUCCACAGGCCAGA
This is a messenger RNA of Pteropus alecto (black flying fox), 2412 nucleotides long. RefSeq names its product lysine acetyltransferase 5 (gene KAT5). Gene Ontology annotation, biological process: regulation of DNA-templated transcription. The transcript has 13 exons. Lineage: Eukaryota; Metazoa; Chordata; Mammalia; Chiroptera; Pteropodidae. The record is from RefSeq and is a predicted model, not a curated record. Gene Ontology annotation, molecular function: histone acetyltransferase activity. The coding region runs from base 337 to 1977 and encodes 546 amino acids.